AUGGCAGAUCCCCUGUCGAUUGCAGCGAGUGCCGUUGCACUGACCAAAUUAAGCCAAACUUGCGUGACACGACUACUGCACCUGAUCAAACGCAUGCAGACGGCGCCGGCCGACAUCAAGGCUUUGUCGAACGAAGUGGCAGAUCUCAAUGUCUUCUUUGAUGCCGUCCAAGUGCUGAGCCAGAACGUAGACGCUGAUAGUGGUCAACAAUUUAGGUUUCUUGCAACCGUUCCUCUGCUGCUCGAGCGAGCCAGGGCAGCCUUGUCGGAGCUGGAGGGAUUAUUGGAGGAGUUUACUUCGUAUCCGAAUGGCGCAAGAGCGAGAUUGCAAUGGAUACGGCGGGGAGAUACAUUGCUGAGCCUCCGCAAAAGGUUCAAACAGAUCAAAACGGAGCUGAACGGGGUGUUGACGUUGUCCACCGCAGCUGCCACGUACGUCCACGGUUCUCGUCUCUCCUUCUUACCCCUUUUGCCGUUGAGUGUCAGUUGGCCAACUCUUAGAAACAGUGCUCGAAUUCCCAAAAUUGAAAUCCUGUUGGAAGAUUUACACAAUGCGCUCAACCUCGACGACAGGGCGGCGGGCACAUCACAGAGCGUCGAGAGAUUCUCUCCAGAGACUACCAUUUUCAUUCCAGUCAGCCGCAGUCGCCAUUGCAAAGUCGUGUGUAACUGUCUCUGUCACUCUGCUGGAACGCAUCGGACGCCUCCUUUCCUCAAGCGAUUUAUCGGUACGCUGUUCCUGGGCUACACCGGGUCGCCAUUGUUUUCCGCUCAGUGCAACGUCAAGACUUGUCAGAACCCCCUCCAAGGAUCCCUCGACAUCAUCUACUGCUUCCCGUUGUGGUAUUGUCAACGAGCACUGAACAUUUCAGUCUCGUCGUCGGUCUCGCUCGGCACCACGAUCCGGUUUCACGUCAAGCGAAGAAUCCCUUGGGGCGGAGGCCAGGAUACUUUGUUGCGAUUUGCACUAACGGGGAAUAUCGAUGGCGCGAAAUUGUUGAUCGCAAGUCGAAAUGCUUUGCUGACUGACGUCGACCCUAACCACGGACGUACAGCCUUACAUUACGCCGUGCUUCGUAACAAAGUUGAAGUGUGUGAGCUCCUUCUCCUGGAGGGAGCCGAUCCUCAACUACAAGAUGAUAGUGGCAUAUCUGCCUCGCAAAAAGCCUGGGAGCAGAUCCUCUGCCAAAGAGGAAGCACAGCGGAAAUCGAGGGGCUGAAGCGCCUGUUUCCCGGAAGCGAAGAGCUAGAAAACUACGGGUUCUCGUACAUCCACAAUGUCGUUCUGGACAUUCUCCCCGCGAAGCUGGAAGCCGAGUUGCAGAACGUGCUCUACCGCAACCAAGUGCACGCAGUGGACCGCCUGAAGCGGACGGCCCUGCACUGGGCUGCAACCAGGGGCGAUGAGCAGGCGGUGCGACAUCUGGUGGAAGCCGGGUCGGACGUCAAUGCUCGCGACGAAUUCAACAGCACGGCGCUGACGCUGGCCGCGUCGACGGGCUCGGUGCGGAUCCUGGAACUCCUGCUCCUGCACGGAGCCGACGUCCACGCCAGGACCUCGAUCGGCAGCCAGGCCAUGCACCACGCCUGUCGACACCAGAGCCUCGUGGCGCCCGUCGAGAUCCUCUUGCAGGCCGGCGCGUCUCUGGACAGCACCAACAAGAACGGCCACUCGCCGCUGUGCGGCGCCGCCAUCUCCAACCGCCAUGACAUCGGCGCGUUCCUCCUCGCCCGAGGCGUCGACAUGCACGUCCGCAGCCUGCACGGCGACACGCCGCUCUUUGAGACCAUCUUCCACAACAGCCAUGAAUUCCUGCAGCUGCUUCUGGCGCAGGGCGCCGACCACGGCGCCGUCAACAACGCAGGAUCGACCGUUCUUCACGCGGCUGCGCUGGAGGCCGAUACGCGGACCGUGGAAAUCCUGCGCGCGGCGGGAAUCCAGUGGACCCUUCAGUCUUCCCGUCGAGAUCGAAGUGGCGCCACCGCCCUCGAGAUUGCCCGCCGUCGAGUCAAACCUCCCCUGGGAUUUCUGGACGCUUUUGAGCAGAUCUUGGAUCCUGUCUGA
This is a messenger RNA of Exophiala bonariae, 2064 nucleotides long. RefSeq lists its product as uncharacterized. The coding region runs from base 1 to 2064 and encodes 687 amino acids. The record is from RefSeq and is a predicted model, not a curated record. Gene Ontology annotation, biological process: protein localization to ciliary inversin compartment. Lineage: Eukaryota; Fungi; Ascomycota; Eurotiomycetes; Chaetothyriales; Herpotrichiellaceae. Gene Ontology annotation, molecular function: protein binding. The transcript has 4 exons. Gene Ontology annotation, cellular component: ciliary inversin compartment.